AUGUCCCGCCGCAAGAUCUCGUCGGAGUCCUUCAGCUCGCUGGGCUCGGACUGCCCGGAGACGAGCCCCGAGGAGGAGGGCGAAUGUCCCCUGUCCCGCCUCUGCUGGAACGGCAGCCGCAGCCCCCCCGGCCCCGCCGACACCCCCUUUUCCGCCGCCGCCGCCGCCGCCGCCGCGGCCACCGCCGGGGCGCGCCGCGCUCCGCGCCGCCGGCGGGUCAACCUGGACUCACUGGGCGAGAGCAUCCGCCGCCUGACGGCCCCCGCGCCUCAGACUAUUCGGCAAACUCUUCAAAAGACACUGCAGUAUUUUGAGCAUCAAGUUAUUGGUUACAGGGAUGCAGAGAAGAAUUUUCACAAUAUAUCAAAUAGAUGCUCCUAUACAGACUGCUCUGGCAAUGAAGAAACUGAGGAUGUCUCAGGAAUUCUCCAGUGUACGGCUAAUAUACUUGGUCUGAAAUUUGAGGAAAUGCAAGAAAAGUUUGGGGAGGAAUUCUUCAAUAUCUGCUUUGAUGAGAAUGAAAGAGUUCUUCGAGCUGUAGGUGGGACCCUUCAAGACUUCUUCAAUGGCUUUGAUGCUUUGCUGGAGCAUAUUAGAACUUCAUUUGGAAGACAGGCCACCCUGGAAUCCCCUUCUUUCCUAUGCAAAGAACUGCCUGAAGGCAAUCUCAUGCUUCAUUACUUUCACCCACAUCAGAUUGUGGGAUUUGCAAUGACAGGAAUGAUAAAAGCAGCAGCAAAGAAGAUUUACCACUUGGAAGUGGAAGUAGAACAGGUCACAAAUGAUAAGUUGUGUUCAGAGGGGACAAACCCAGGUAACUGCAGUUGUCUGACUUUCCUUAUCAAAGAACAUGAAAAUGCAAAUAUCACAAAAGCACUUCCACCAGGAACUUCCCAGUCCCCCUUAGACCUGAGGAUUAGCAUCAGCACCUUCUGCAGAGCUUUCCCCUUUCACCUGAUGUUUGAUCCAAACAUGCUGGUUCUCCAGCUUGGAGAAGGUCUUAGGAAGCAGCUCAGAUGUGACACUCAUAAAACCCUGAAAUUUCAAGACUGCUUCGACAUAGUUUCUCCUAAAAUCAGUGCCACAUUUGAACGAGUUCUCCUGAGAUUAUCUACUCCCUUUGUCAUUCGGACCAAACGUGAGGAUUCUGACUCUGAAAAUAAAGAUAAGGUGAUGGAAAUUAAAGGACAAAUGAUUCAUGUGCCAGAAUCGAAUUCAAUUUUGUUUCUUGGUUCCCCAUGUGUGGAUAAGCUGGAUGAACUGAUGGGCCGCGGCCUCCAUCUUUCAGACAUACCUAUCCAUGAUGCUACUCGUGAUGUCAUAUUGGUUGGGGAACAAGCAAAGGCACAGGAUGGCUUGAAAAAACGAAUGGAUAAGCUGAAGGCAACACUAGAAUGUACACACCAAGCCCUGGAAGAGGAGAAAAAGAAGACAGUAGAUCUCCUUAUUUCUAUUUUCCCAGAAGAAGUGGCUCAGCAAUUGUGGCAGGGGCAGCAGGUUCAGGCCAGGAAGUUUGAUGAUGUCACCAUGCUCUUCUCAGACAUUGUUGGCUUCACUGCCAUCUGUGCGCAGUGCACCCCCAUGCAGGUCAUCAGCAUGCUGAAUGAGCUCUACACGCGGUUUGACCAUCAGUGCGGAUUCCUGGACAUCUACAAGGUGGAAACAAUAGGCGAUGCAUACUGUGUUGCAGCAGGGCUCCAUAAGAAAAGCCUUAGUCAUGCUAAAGCCAUUGCCCUGAUGGCAUUGAAGAUGAUGGAGCUUUCAGAAGAGGUUCUCACUCCAGAUGGAAGCCCUAUUAAGAUGAGGAUAGGCAUUCACUCAGGUUCAGUGCUGGCUGGCGUCGUUGGUGUAAGAAUGCCACGCUAUUGUCUAUUUGGGAACAAUGUCACCCUUGCAAGCAAGUUCGAGUCAGGAAGUCACCCACGCCGCAUCAAUGUCAGUCCCACCACAUACCAGCUUUUGAAGAAGGAAGAAAAUUUUAUUUUUAUCCCUCGUUCCCGUGAAGAGCUUCCAGAAAACUUUCCAAAGGAAAUUCCUGGGAUCUGUUACUUCCUUGAGGUCAGAAGUGGUCAGAAGCCACCAAAACCCUCCAUCACAUCUGCCAGAGUGAGAAAGGUUUCUUACAACAUUGGCACCAUGUUCCUCCGGGAGACUAGCCUAUGAGGCCUGCUGCAGAUCAAAGACUCGUCAAAAAAGCACAAGCCCAGAACUGGGUCAUGACAGGGGAGUUGGAAGUUCUUUGUAUGUCUCUGCUUUGUUCUGAACAGGCGGUAAAAGCUCCAUGAAAUGUCAGGCAAUAAUCGUUUUAAAAGGUGGGUGACUGCUGUCAGUAAGCAAAGUGGAGAUAGGAAAAAAAAUAUUAAGCAAUUUAUUUCCACUUCCAGAGGAAUUUCUUUCACAAACUUCAGUCUGGCCCCUCUAUGGCAAACAAAACGAAACAACACCCCAACUCUCAAAUUAGAGGUUGGUUUUGUUUUAUGCAGAAAGAAUGGUGGUUCUCUGUAGAUUUGCACCAGCUAAGCAGAAUUGAGAGUCAGUUCUGAUUAUGCAUUCCUACAUUUAAUGUGUUCUUCAGUAAGGUAAUGAUGUUUUUUAACUUUAUGAACAAGCAUUUCAUACAUGUACUGUAGAGCUGUUGUAACCUUCCUGGCAGGAGGAAUUAUAAUUUAAUACAAAUAUUGUAGGAAUUUUACCUAUUUUUAUACAUAUUUCACUUUCUGGAUAAUUGCAUUCCACAUACUGUAAGCUGAGUGAGCUUAGAUAGCUUUUCAGAAGAAGUUGCUGUAUAUUUCAUACAUUUUACCUAUCAAAUGUAUUAUUAUAAAAGUAGGAAGAAGGCAUUUCUUGACUUUUUUUGGCAACAAAAAUACCAAUAUUUUACAGGAAAAAGACCCCACUUUGGUAAAUCUCUUUACCUGAUGUUUAUGCUAAAGCUUUAGAUGAGCAUUGUCUUCUUAUAUAAAAUAAUGUUCAGUAUUUGUCAUACAGUGCUGUAUGUCUAGUCUUUCCAGAACAAUGCAAACAAAGUGCAGAAGAUCAAUGUGUGGACAAACAGAAAAGUUCUCUUCAGUGGGGCUUGUUUGCCCUCUAAAUUAUCAGUCAAACUGAAUUUUGGUAGAAGCCCUGAACUUUUUUUAAAAAUUUGGUCUUGUGAAAACUUAUUCUGAGGAAUUCCAGCAGACACUGGAAGCUCUCUGGGUACUAGUUUUCCACAUUUUUUAUUUGGACUUGUGCUUCUAGUCCAGGUUGAUUAUUUCAAAUCCAAUCUGUUAAUAAUGAUUGCUCAUAUGGAAAUUUUCUGUGUUGCUGGAUUGGCUUGAAGGUCUCCUGCUUUAUCUAAUGAAGAUCAAAAAAACACCAAAAAGAGGAAGGCAGUACUUUCCCUGGUUAAUGCAAAUGGCAGUUCAAGAUUUAGAUUAGUCGAGGUCAAUUGAAAAAAAAAAAA
Molecule: messenger RNA, 3445 nt
Organism: Neopelma chrysocephalum (saffron-crested tyrant-manakin)
Lineage: Eukaryota; Metazoa; Chordata; Aves; Passeriformes; Pipridae
Gene: GUCY1A2
Product: guanylate cyclase 1 soluble subunit alpha 2
Exons: 8
Coding region: 1-2163 (720 amino acids)
Biological process (GO): response to oxygen levels; cGMP biosynthetic process
Cellular component (GO): guanylate cyclase complex, soluble
Molecular function (GO): heme binding; guanylate cyclase activity
Source: RefSeq, a predicted model, not a curated record